This is a messenger RNA of Drosophila suzukii, 865 nucleotides long. RefSeq names its product claudin family member sinuous (gene sinu). Lineage: Eukaryota; Metazoa; Arthropoda; Insecta; Diptera; Drosophilidae. Gene Ontology annotation, biological process: regulation of tube size, open tracheal system; septate junction assembly. Gene Ontology annotation, cellular component: membrane; septate junction. The record is from RefSeq and is a predicted model, not a curated record.
CCACCUCUAGUCCACACCCAAACAGAACGGCCAGCAAACCAAACAAACAUUUCCCGAGGAAAGCAGCGAAAUUCCAAUAGAAUUUCCCACCCAAGGAUGCAAAAAUCAUCCCACAUUGCACGCGAGGAUUCCCAGGAGCACCUGCCCACCAGCCAAACCCACACGGUAAACAUGAAAAGGCGCACAUUAUCCGGAAGCUGUGGCGUUGGCGUCUUCGUGUUUGCCUUUGCCUUCAUUGCGAUUGCAUUUGCAACGCCCAGUUGGUUGGUCAGCGAUUACCGCAUCACGGGAGCCAAGUUGGAUCGCCUGGGAUUGUGGGUGCACUGCUUCCGCUCGCUGCCGGAUGUGAAUGAUGACAGCCAGAGGCGGUUCUUUGUGGGCUGCCGAUGGGUGUAUGACCCAUUUACCACGGGCUACGAUGAGAUCCGGGGAUUCCUGCUGCCCGCCUUCAUGAUAGCCACUCAGUUCUUCUACACCUUGGCCUUCAUCGGGAUGCUGCUGUCUGCCAUUGGAGUGCUCAUAUUCUUCCUUUGUGCAGGGCCGGAUCAGAAGCACUUUAUAACACUCAUAAAAUCGGUGGGCUAUGUGCUCCUUGGAGCCGGGGUAAGUGCAGCCAUUGCUGUGAUCGUUUUUGCUGGAUUUGGCAACCGCAAUGGCUGGAUGCCAGAACAUGCGAACAACUGGUUUGGAUGGUCGUUCAUCCUGGCCUGUGUGGGCACAGUGUUCACCUUGGUGGCGGCCACAUUAUUCCUCAGCGAAGCCCACGUGCAGCAAAGAAAGAGGAUUCAGUUCAAGGAAUCGCAGACGCGGUUCGAACUGGUGCGCGGAUAGUCGCAGUCGCAGCCACUGGCACACUUGCACCAAG